GCCGAACUGCAGACGUAUUGUGUUCAAAGACUAAUUCUUUCAUUCUUACAACUCCCCGACGUCAUGGCUCGUACGAAGCAAACUGCUCGCAAAUCUACCGGUGGCAAGGCACCGCGCAAACAGCUGGCAACUAAGGCAGCGAGGAAAAGUGCUCCGGCUACCGGAGGCGUGAAGAAGCCUCACCGUUACCGCCCUGGAACUGUCGCUCUUCGUGAAAUUCGGCGCUACCAGAAGAGCACGGAACUUCUAAUCCGCAAGCUUCCAUUCCAACGGUUGGUACGUGAAAUCGCACAAGACUUCAAGACUGAUCUCCGGUUCCAGAGUUCGGCUGUUAUGGCUCUUCAAGAAGCUAGUGAGGCUUACUUGGUUGGACUAUUCGAGGACACGAAUCUAUGCGCUAUUCACGCCAAACGUGUCACUAUCAUGCCCAAGGACAUACAGUUGGCGCGUCGCAUUCGUGGCGAGCGAGCGUAAUUUAUUCACGAGGAAAACUUGUGAAGAAGAAAUAAAACCGGCCCUUAUCAGGGCCACUAAAA
Diprion similis is the source of this 536-nucleotide messenger RNA. RefSeq names its product histone H3. The transcript has a single exon. Gene Ontology annotation, molecular function: DNA binding; protein heterodimerization activity; structural constituent of chromatin. The record is from RefSeq and is a predicted model, not a curated record. NCBI's taxonomy places the organism in Eukaryota, Metazoa, Arthropoda, Insecta, Hymenoptera, Diprionidae. Bases 64 to 474 code for a protein of 136 amino acids. Gene Ontology annotation, cellular component: nucleosome.